Molecule: messenger RNA, 3309 nt
Organism: Cavenderia fasciculata
Lineage: Eukaryota; Evosea; Eumycetozoa; Acytosteliales; Cavenderiaceae
Product: ubiquitin-protein ligase domain-containing protein
Exons: 7
Coding region: 1-3309 (1102 amino acids)
Biological process (GO): proteasome-mediated ubiquitin-dependent protein catabolic process; positive regulation of protein catabolic process; protein polyubiquitination
Molecular function (GO): ubiquitin-protein transferase activity
Source: RefSeq, a predicted model, not a curated record
AUGGCAACUAGUGGGAUGAUUGAAAUAUCACUAUCGAUUGGUGAAUGGAUAUUAAAUACAAGUGGAAUAAAACAAAAUGAUCAAUAUUCAGUAUUUACCAUCGUCAUGUUGGUAAUGUUAUUGGUUUCCAUUCGAUACUAUCUUGGUAUUCUAUCAUAUUAUAGUAAAGCACCUUCUAUCCAUAAAUUAAAAUCAAAUUCCCAAUCUCUCAGUUUGUCGUCAUCAUUGUAUGGUAUCAGUCGAGACAACCAAUACAUCUAUAAUUAUUAUGAAAAUAACCAUCAUCAUAACCAUCAUCAAUUCCAUCGCCACCACCAUGGUACAAUCGCCACCAUAGCUUACUCUAUUCAAUCUUUUAUUGCAUAUAUAGUAUCAUUAUGCUGGUUUACGAAUAUUCGUGGUAGUGGUGGAAGUGGUGUUGGUGGAGUCAACCCAUCAACAUCUGUGCUAUUAUCACCACCCACUAUAUCUACACACUCUCGCCCACUUUCGCCUUCACUUCCUUCUUUAUCAUCAUCUACCUCUUCCCCAUCUACAACAACAUCUCCGGCCUCAUCAUCUCCUACAUCUACAUCACCUUCUAUUUCAGGUAGAUCAUUCAAUCAAAGACAUGAAAACAACAAGCCAUAUGUAUUGGGCAUUACAUCUGGAACCAUAGGAACUAUUGGUGACAAGUUCUCUUUUGUGGUCGUCUCUCAACCACAUCUCUUUAACAGUGGCAGUAGUACUGUCAAUCACUUGAUCUCGCCAAAGUCUGGUCAGAUGUCAAACAAAAGAGAAGGGCGAUCAAGUGAUAUUGUGACUAUAGCCAUCCAAGGACACGACCUUUACAACAUGGAUGAACACGCUCAGAUCAAUGUUAUCGACCGCAAAAAUGGAACGUUUAGUGUUUACUUUUCAGUGACCAAGAGUGGAACAUACACAAUCAACAUAUUUGUUAACCAAGUCUUAUUAUCCCCAUACUCUGUUUAUUUAUCUCCUGUUCAAUAUUCAUUCUUUUUAACAGAUGUAGAUAGUAAACAAAAUAUGAUAGUUGCAGGAGAAGAAUUUAAUUUUGAAAUUACACCAACCAAGAUUGUCAACCAAAAGAUAAAUGACCAAGUGUCGAUCGAUACAUUUGUCAAUGAAAAUGGAGUCAUGAAAAAGAUUAGCAAUGACUUUACACUGUAUUCAUCGACCGAUCCCGAAGGAUUCCAUGGACGCGGUAAACUGAUCCGUAGUGGCGACUAUGUGAUCGAAGGUAGUGUCCAAGGAAUCCUAGUCUUUUCAAAGGCCAUUAGAGUAGAGGCAGGUUGCGUUUCACCAAAAUACUCUCAAAUCAUGUGGCAUGGAAAAGAAUUAAUCUCUGAAAAUAAGUUUUUCAUUCUUGAAGAAAACAAACAACAAAAAAAAUCAUCAUCCCCUUCAUCAAAUGUAUUAAAAUUUUUAAUUGUUACAAAAGAUCAAUUUGGAAACCCAUGUAAUGGAGAGAAAUAUAUUGGUCAAUUUAAUGUAGAAUGUUUAAGAAGUUUUUCACCAUUAUCAAACGAGACUUUUAUAAAUAACAAACAACAACAAUGCAACUUUACAACCAAAUUAGAAUAUACAAUUACCAAAGACGAAGAAUUUGAACGUGGUCUAAUCGUAUCAAUUCCAAUCAAUCAGUGUGGAUGGUAUACUGUCAACUUUAGUUUAAACGGAGUUCCAUUGUUAUCUGGUGGUAGUAGUCCCUAUACUUUAAUAUCAAUUUCCAAGGAUGAUUAUUCUCAUCUAUCAACACGUUACACUCAAGGUAUAUCAUCAUUUCCUUGUCAAAUAGAAAAAAACAAAAAAUUUGCAAAUGUUAAUUUAAAUAUAACUUCAUCUAAAAUAGAAAUUACAGAAAAUUAUUAUAUAACCAAUUUAGUUGUAUAUGAAUUUACAAUUAAUCCAACCAUUCAAAUACAAUUAUUAAAUGAAAAAGAAAUAUUAAUCAAAGAUAACAAAACAAAAAUAAUAAUUCAUAAUUGUACAAAUACAUUUUUAAUUUUAUUAACUGCCUAUUACUUUUUUGGUGAUCAAACUGAACCAUCAUUUGAUUCAAAAUGUAAAUGGUUAAAAGAUAAAUUAAAUAAGAUUCAAAAUAAUGAAAGAUUAAAACCAACACCACUAAAAUUAAAUAUAUCGUCACGAGACAAUAUACUAGAGGAAUCAUUGGACAUUUUAAAGAAUGUGAAUGGAAAGAAUCUGUUGACAACUCGAAUCAUUGUCAAGUUUGAAAAUGAAGAGGGUGUAGAUGUUGGAGGUAUCUCCAAGGAAUGGUUCUCCAAAUUCUCACAAGGAAUGGGAGAGAGCAGUCUAAAUGGGUACCGUAUGUUUGAGUGCAAAGCAAACGAUAGAUACCAACCAUCACCAUUCUCUAAUCUAGUGCCAGAGUACAAAACACUCUUUCGCACACUUGGUCGCAUCGCUGCCAAAUCAAUUUUUGAAAGCGUUUUGAAAGCUGACCGUCACCUAUCCAUUCACUUUACCCCGUCCUUUUACAAACGACUCUUAAACGAGCCAGUCGCCAUGGAGGAUGUCGAAUCACUCGAUCCAGUCCUCUACCGAAAUCUCUUUCAAUAUUUACUCAAUAAUCCAAUGGAACAAGUUAAUCAAGUGUUGGGUGAUCCACUUUACUUUGUUCAUCAUAUUUAUGAUAAUACUUUAACCAACACUACUACUACUGAACAAUCAUCUACAAAUGCAUCUGGUGUCUGUCAAAAUGGAAUACAAAGUAAACAAGAGUAUAAAGUUGUUAAUUUAAAACCAUUUGGAAAUCUAAUCAGAGUGACCGAUGAAAACAAAGAGGAAUACUUACAAUUAUUGGCUGACCAUAUGAUGUAUGGUUCCAUCAAAACUCAAAUAGAUGAAUUUAAAGAAGGAUUCUAUCAACUGUUACCUCAAGAAUUCAUUUCAAUAUUCACUUGGAAGGAAUUGGAAAUACUCAUUUGUGGUAAAUCAAAUGUUAGUGUUGAUGAUUUAAAAGCUCAUUCAAAUAUUACUGGUUUUGUUUCUGAAGAAAUUGUUAAUCAUUUUUGGAAAAUAUUAAAUGAAUUUGGAGAAGAGGAAAAGAAAUCUUUAUUGAGAUUUGUAACUGGGUCCAGCUCUGUUCCAUUGGGUGGAUUCUUUCAAUUGUAUCCUCAUUUUACAGUUAAUAUUACACCAAAUACUAGUGUUGGUAGAUUACCAGUUUCACAUACUUGUUUCAAUCGAAUUGAUAUUCCUCGUGGUCUAACUUCCUAUCACACUCUAAAACAAAAUAUUCUAACUGCCAUAAGUGAAGCUUCAGAAGGUUUUUCUUUAGUUUAA